This is a messenger RNA of Echinostoma caproni, 294 nucleotides long. Lineage: Eukaryota; Metazoa; Platyhelminthes; Trematoda; Plagiorchiida; Echinostomatidae. The record is from the annotation of a GenBank genome assembly.
AUGAAGAAGAGAUGCGUUUGUUGGAGGCGUUCGUGUGCGCAACAGAGGAUAAUUUAUGUUGAACCUUUCGUUGAAAUAACUACCCGGUAUUUUUCUUGCAGGGAGUUCUUAACGAAGCACUAUGCUACAUUGAAGCGUGCCAAUCCGCAGUUAAAGUUUAUGGUACGUGAGGCCGAAAGUGUGUCUCCAAAGGUCUGCGCUCGAUUCGAAUACGGAAAAGAGGCAGUAGUCUCUCUGGUGGACAACACUGCAGACGAAGUUCUUGAAAAAAUUCGAGAAUUGAGCCGCUAUUGA